AUGAGCAACUUCUCUUUUCCCGAGUUUGACGACCUUCCAGUGGUAAAAGAUCAGCCAAAAGGAUGUCUCUGGGGCUUUUUCGACGUUGAUGGUCAGAAAGACCAACUGGGAACCCUGAGACUCCUCACCAAGGAAGUUGUACAGAAGGCGAAAGACGAGAUCCAAACCGGGACGCACGUGCAGCUCGACUGGCCCCUACACAACAUCCAGUUUCCGGGCUUCGGACGGAUCCCCCUACAACAUACCGUCAAGGACCUUGCAGAGGAAGGUUUUGUCGCCUUUGACGAUGUUAUAUCCUUCAACACGCAGACAAGCUCUCAGUGGGACAGUUUGAAGCAUUUUGGGAGCCAGAAGACAGCAGUCUACUACAAUGGCUGGACACAUGAUCAGCUCAAGUCCUCAAAUGAUCUUGGCAUUCACAAGAUAUGUGAUAGAGGUGGCAUCGUCGGUAGAGGGGUCCUUGUAGACUGGCUGAGCUGGUGGGAGCACGAGAAUCCGGGCAUUGAACCACCGUCAGCCAUCAGCUGUCACAAAAUCCCAGUUUCGGAGCUCGAAGCUACGCUCGCCUACCAGGGGACAGAGACAAGACAGGGCGAUAUCCUCAUCGUGAGGAGCGGUUUCGUGAGAUGGCACAAGUAUGUAUUCACGGCCCCCUCUCAGUUGGACAACAAGUCUGACAUACCUUCUUCCUCCAAAAGCAACGCCAAGGCCGAUAUUCGAGCUUUAGGCACUGAGAAGCAGCAUUAUAUGAUUGGACUGGAAAAUAAUGACGAGACAGUCAGAUGGUUGUACUCGAAACACUUUGCGGCAGUGGCUGGAGAUACCAUGGGCUUCGAGGCAUGGCCUUACCCAGAAGACUGCUGCUUACACGAAUGGUUACUUGUACAGUGGGGGACACCGAUCGGCGAGCUUUGGGAUCUGGAGGCACUGGCAGAAGAGUGCAAGGCCCAUAAAAGGUGGUCCUUCUUCUUAGCAAGCGCUCCAUUGAGGGUGGUUAGUGGAUGUGCCUCGCCUCCCAAUGCCAUCGCUAUCCUGUAG
Molecule: messenger RNA, 1038 nt
Organism: Fusarium mangiferae
Lineage: Eukaryota; Fungi; Ascomycota; Sordariomycetes; Hypocreales; Nectriaceae
Exons: 5
Coding region: 1-1038 (345 amino acids)
Molecular function (GO): arylformamidase activity
Source: RefSeq, a predicted model, not a curated record